AUGGAAAGAAAUCCUCUAAAUGGCAUCCUUCCAGUAUCCAUUGGGAAUCUGUCCACUUUGCUUCAAGAUAUUCAGGCAGGUGAUUGUGAAAUUAAGGGCAACAUUCCUAACCAUAUUAGUAACUUGACCAAUUUGUUUUUCUUACGUCUACAUGGUAAUGGCUUCACUGGAUCUAUUCCAACCACAAUAAAGAAGUUGCCAAGGCUUCAAAUUUUAGAUCUUGGGUAUAACAGGAUACAAGGGCCCAUUCCAAAUGGUCUCUGCUAUUUAAAGAACUUGGCUUCAUUGGAUCUGAGUGAAAAUGAACUUGUUGGUCCAAUUCCAACUUGCUUAGGGGAUGUUACAUUUCUAAGAGAACUCUUUCUGGGCGCCAACAAAUUAACCUCCACAAUAAAUCUAUUUAGCCUCAAAGAUAUCUUGAAAUUGAACUUGUCCUCAAAUUCUUUGAGGGGCUCUCUUCCCUCACAGAUUGGAAGUCUAAAGGCCGCAAUACAAAUAGAUCUAUCACACAAUAGAUUUUCAGGGGAUAUCGCUAGCACAAUUGGAGGUCUGCAGAGCUUAAUCAAUCUUUCUUUAGCACAUAAUGGACUACAAGGACCUAUUCCCAUGUCAUUUGGAAACUUGAUAAGCUUGGAAUUCUUGGAUCUAUCUUACAACAAUCUCUCAGGCGUAAUUCCGAAGCCAAUGGAGUCACUUUUGCAUCAUUUUAAUGCAUCUUUCAAUAGGCUAAGAGGAGAGAUCCCCUCCAGAGGACCAUUUGCAAACUUCACGAAUCAAUCCUUCAUGGCGAAUGAAGCACUAUGUGGUGCCCCACAGUUGCAAGUCCUACCAUGCAAUGCCAAAAGAGAAACAAAACUCCAACUCAAAUGGAGUUUUUUACCCACAUCAGCACAUCGAAGAAUUACAUAUCAAGAACUUCUAUAUGCUACUGAAGGUUUUAGUGAUAGCAACUUGCUUGGAACGGGAAGUUUGAGUUCUGUUUACAGAGGGACAUUUAAGGAUGGAACCAUUAUGGCAAUCAAGGUAUUCAAUUUGCAACUAGAAGUUGCAUCCAAGAGUUUUGAUACAGAAUGUGAAAUGUUGUGCAACCUUCGUCACAGAAAUCUCACCAAAGUUAUCAGUGGUUGCUCCAACCUACAUUUCAAAGCCUUGGUACUCCAAUACAUGCCUAAUGGGAGUCUCAAAAAGUGGUUGUAUUCUCAUAACUAUUUCCUAGAUAUGUUACAAAGAUUAGACAUAAUGAUAGAUUUGGCAUGUGCGCUGGACUAUCUCCACCAUGGUAAUUCAAUACCCGUGGUUCAUUGUGAUUUGAAGCCCAAUAAUGUCCUGCUAGAUGAAGAUAUGGUUGCACAUCACUGUUGCAUUGCUUUGAGAGGUGAAACUAUUUAUAGCUCCAUGAUAUCGGAACUAGGCCUCAAAGGAACAACUCAUCACUGCAUAAGCCUCUCCUCUCACACCUUUGAAACGAACACUUCAUUACCACCUUCCAACACUUGUUCAUUGUCCACCUCUCCACCUGCUGCUGCAGGAUGGGACUAUGAAGUCUUCUUGAGUUUCAGAGGCGAUGAUACCAGUAAGAGAUUCAGUGAUCGCCUCUACUGCUACCUUCGGGAGAAAGGAAUCCACACGUUUAGAGACGACAAGGCUCUUCGCCUUGGAGAGAAUAUUAGUGAGAUUCUCAACGCAAUCGAGCACUCAAAGAUAUCCAUUCACAUCUUUUCCGAAGACUAUGCUUCAAGUGAGUGGUGCCUGCGUGAGCUCACCAAGAUGGUUGAGUGUAAGACCACUCGGGAGCACAUCAUAAUUCCCAUUUUCUACGACGUCAAACCGUCCGCUGUGCGCGAGCAGAAGGAGAGUUACGAAGAGGCCUUCAGAAGAAUUUUGAUGGUGAUACUGUGCAGGGUUGGAAGGAGGCAUUGA
Messenger RNA from Cornus florida, 1920 nucleotides. Its product is annotated as receptor kinase-like protein Xa21. NCBI's taxonomy places the organism in Eukaryota, Viridiplantae, Streptophyta, Magnoliopsida, Cornales, Cornaceae. Gene Ontology annotation, molecular function: protein kinase activity; ATP binding; protein binding. The transcript has 4 exons. Gene Ontology annotation, biological process: signal transduction; protein phosphorylation. Bases 1 to 1920 code for a protein of 639 amino acids. The record is from RefSeq and is a predicted model, not a curated record.